AACCGGACAUAUUAAUCCGAAUGCAACAACUCUAAACCCAAAUCUCCUGACCAAACCGGACCGAUUAAAGAAACUAUUUACAUUUGAACGUUAAAAAUAAUCCGCUCUCCAUCUUCGUUUGAAAAAAUCCUCAAAGAACCCUAGAUCUGAUUCUAACCAAUCUUUUGCCACCCCCGUUUGUGCGAUUCCAAAUCUAUAAUCCUUGCGUUUAGAGCAACACUUGCUUUGUUCGUUAAUCGCUUCUUUGGGAGGGAGGCUUCCUUUAUUGGUUCAUCGAAAUCUGGUGAGCUCUUAAACGUUUGGUUUGAUUAAUGUCAAUAUCAGUAUACAUUGAGUCUAAUUUAGCUUCGUAUUCAUGGUGAAUCUACUACCCAAAUUGGGAUGUGUAUGUAGUGAGUGAGAAGAGUAUGGCGAGCACAACUGUUCGUGGGCAGUUGAUUUUCCAGGACGAGAAUGCAUUAUUAGCUCGUGGAAAGAAGGCUGUUGCUGCGGGGAAAGGUAAAAGCUCCCUCGCAGCUCCAAAAAAAUAUGGGGCGGGUUUUGGAAGCCGCAAGGCUCUUCAUGAUAUUACAAACAAGUCGAAGUUGCAACCUCAAGCUUCUUUAAAGACGAGCAAGAGUCCCGAAGUAGUGGACUUUGACAUAACGAAGGAAGGUUACUUGCAUGAUCACCGCAAAUGCAUUGAGCAACAGCAAAACCAGUGGGACAGUUACUUAUCUGAACACAUCAUCCUUCAUGCACAUGAUACCAACAUCGAGGAACACGAUAUUAAAGAAGAGGUGGAUGACAGAAGCAGCAACACUUGGGAUGAACUCAAAGAGAUACCAAUGGAGGAGUUUUCAGAUUUGAUGGGAUGCUCAACUCAGUGGCCCUCACCACCAGACUCCCCCAUCCAUUACCACUCAUCUUUACCUUCAUCGCCUUUGCCAUGGCAUUUUGAAACUGUAGAAUUCAAGCUCAUGGAAGGUGAAGAGUGAAGACACCAACCUGAGUUCACGUUUUACUUGUACCUAUGAUUCUUGUUGGGAUCGUAAUCUUUAGUUACUCUUUACUUCCCGGUUGUUGUAAUGAAUCCACAAUUUUUUAUUGAAACCCAUUACACAGAGUAUUGUUUCUAAAAAGUAAGAA
This is a messenger RNA of Brassica napus (rape), 1128 nucleotides long. RefSeq names its product protein PATRONUS 2. The transcript is spliced from 4 exons. The coding region runs from base 408 to 977 and encodes 189 amino acids. Lineage: Eukaryota; Viridiplantae; Streptophyta; Magnoliopsida; Brassicales; Brassicaceae. Gene Ontology annotation, biological process: regulation of mitotic cell cycle. The record is from RefSeq and is a predicted model, not a curated record.